ACCUCCCUAAAGCAUAAGCAACGUGACUGCUAUGGAGGGAGAAGCAAUACCAGCUUCUCACAUAUUAGCUUAGGCACUGUGUGUAUUUAUGCCAGUCUCCUCCUUUGUUUGAAAAAAGAAAAAUAAAAAAGGACGUAUUGAUGGGGAAGGUACCGCUAGUGACCCAUUACAUGGCCUGCAGGAAGCGCUCCUUGUUAUGUCGCACAGAAGCAAGGAAAUUCUCCCACCCACGGCCGGAAGAUGUUAACGCCAUCAAGGUGAGCUGCGUCGGAUCCUGCGGCGUAUCGAACAAGAUCAACGACUCGGCCUGGACCGUCGAGGAGCAGUACUUCAACUCCACCCUCUCCCUGGCCGAUAAAGGAACUCUGACGGCCGGCGAGCACAACUUCUCCUUCCAGUUCCUGCUACCAGCUUCGGCCCCCACAUCUUUCGAAGGUCCUUUCGGGAAGGUCUUGCACCAGGUCAAAGCGGUGAUAGAGACGCCGCGUUUUUCCAAAGACCACAAAUGCAGCAAGAUCUUUUACGUCCUUUGCCCGCUGAAUUUGAACGACAUCCCUGAAAUCGAGCAACCCAACACCACGGCUAUCACCAAGAAGUUUAGCUACAAACUUGUCAAAACGGGCAACGUGGUGUUGACGGCCAUGACGGACCUCAAGGGCUACGUGGUGGGGCAGGUGAUUCAGUUGCAGACCCACAUCGAGAACAAAUCCGGCCGGGACACGGGCACUGUGGUCGCGAGCCUCAUCCAGAAAGUUGCGUACAAAUCCAAGCGAUGGAUUUAUGACUUGAGGACCAUCGCGGAAGUGGAGGGCUCAGCUGUGAAAGCCUGGAAACACGCCGAGUGGAAAGAGCAGAUCCUGGUGCCGGCGCUGCCCCAGUCUAUCCUCCAGGGUUGCAGUCUCAUCCAUAUUGAUUAUUACAUCCAGGUUUCUCUCAAAUCUCCCGAAGUCUCCAUCGCUCUCCCGAUUUACAUCGGCAACAUUCCUGUCAACCGAAUCCCGCUGAGCCCAGCCCGGUCGGUUCCCCACAUCCCCUCGCCGGUGGUUCCCAGCGCGCCGCCUGAGGACGAGGAGGCUACGGGGGGCUACCUCCCCCACCCCAUGGACAACGUCUCCAUCCCCACCAAGAGCCACUCCCAGCAGCAGCAGCAGCCACCUUUCAGUUACGCGCCCGGCCUGAGCUUCCCAGAGGUCCGGCUCGACUCGGAGCAGACGGGCUCCCCAAACCACCCCACCCUCUGCCUGUCGACGGGGGCCACGGUCCCCUAUUACGCCGAGGGGGCGGUGGUGCCCAUUCCCACCGCCAGCACCCUCAUCCUGCCUCCGGAGUACAGCACCUGGGGCUACCCCUACGAGGCGCCCCCAUCAUAUGAGCAAAGUUGCAGCAGUGCAGCCUCCAGCUUGAGCAACGGGAACUAGGCUGACGAGCGGGACUCUCGUCAGGAAGGACGGACCAUCCAAAGCCUCGCCAGGAGGGGGUGGCCUCCCUGUACGCCACCCUCGAGACCCCCUCCGGCAACGGCUGGCUGACCCCCCCUGUGGGUGCCUUGCCCGGCAGCGUCUGUCCUUGCUGCUUGGCUGAUCCGAGCGACCGUGAUGCCUUACCCGAAAUGGGACUGCGCCGUCUUUUGCCUGGGCGUGUUUGUGUGUGCGAGAGGAAAAAAAAUGUAUAGACGUGGAGGUGAACCUAUCCUUCCACGACAACAUCCCUCGUGGUGUCUGUUGGCUUCGCAGACGGGAGCCAACGCCCCCCCCCCGGGGUGCCAACAGGUCUGCCUUAGCGGCUGGAGGAUGGCCGAGCGUGUGUUAAUGCUGGUUUGCCCUCUUUGGCUGUGGGGCUGAAGGAAUAAAGCGACAGUGCCCUGAGGAACAGCCGGGGAGCAGCAGGCAGCAUUCCACCGGUAGAGAGAGCAAUUGCGGGAGAGCGAUUCCCCCCCCCUUUCUUUCCUCUGCUUGAAGUUUAACACACGGCUUGUGUUGGCAGUCGCCCCUGCUGCCUACACAGAGGGUGAGGAUGAGGCCCUCCCGAUGGCUCUGGAUGGCCUUUCCCAUCUCCCCAGCUCACAGAUUAUAACCUAGCCUCCAGAGAGCUGGUUUUGUGCCUGGGGGGGGACCCUUCCUUCCAAAUUGGGGAUAGGAUCAUCCUAAUGUUGACCGCUGCUGACAGUGUGUCUGCUUCUGUUUUUUGACGACAACUCCCCAGAUUUCCAAGGCAGCCUAGCUAUUGAUGAUGCAGGGAUUUAUAGUCUAAAAAUACCAAAAAGGUGCACCUGAGCCAUUCUUACUGGCCUUUUCACAGCUGCUAUAAGCGAUCUGGGGGUAGAAAUACGCCUUUUCAACCACAGCCUUCUAUCCCGUGGCACCUUAUUGUGGUUUGGAGAAGUUGCUUAUUCCAAAACCCGCAAGCCAGCCGGAGAGGGGCUUCUUGGCCACCUCUGUCCCAGGAAGGCUUCUAGGAGGGGGGGGAGAGAAACUUUUCCAAGCUC
Molecule: messenger RNA, 2485 nt
Organism: Pogona vitticeps (central bearded dragon)
Lineage: Eukaryota; Metazoa; Chordata; Lepidosauria; Squamata; Agamidae
Source: RefSeq, a predicted model, not a curated record